GCUGCAGCUCCGAAAUGGGAAUGCAUUUGCAUCUGCUGCUCUUGCAGUACUAUUUCGUGUCGAGUUUUGUGUGCAACGCCGUCGCGUUUGUGGAGGAGCCCGCCGGGGGGAGGUCGGACGGGUACUGCGGGCGGAUACUCCGGGCGCAGACGCAGGGGACCCGGAGGGAAGGGCACCAUGAGUUCAGGCUCAGAAUGGAGGGGGACCCGGAAACCUACCUCCCCGGCAACACGUACAGAGUGUCCCUCCUGGCGUCCAGCCCUGCUUACUUCAGAGGCUUCACUCUCAUUGCGCUGAAGGAGGGCAGAGAGGGCACCACGGACGACGACUACGCCGGCCAGUUCCAGAACCUCGCCUCGUACGCCCGAGCGCUCCAGAACUCCAUACACCCGGUCAGAAUUGUCCACAGCUUCUGCCUCAUUCCCUCGCCCAUUGUCAGCGAGCCAUGA
This is a messenger RNA of Nematolebias whitei (Rio pearlfish), 449 nucleotides long. Its product is annotated as spondin-1. The record is from RefSeq and is a predicted model, not a curated record. The coding region runs from base 15 to 449 and encodes 144 amino acids. Lineage: Eukaryota; Metazoa; Chordata; Actinopteri; Cyprinodontiformes; Rivulidae. The transcript has 3 exons.